This is a messenger RNA of Camellia sinensis, 402 nucleotides long. Lineage: Eukaryota; Viridiplantae; Streptophyta; Magnoliopsida; Ericales; Theaceae. The record is from RefSeq and is a predicted model, not a curated record.
AUGGUUGAUGCCACCCAUUUGGAGUUAUUGGCCAGAGACACUCCAAUAAUGAAGUUAGAAUCCAUGAAUGAAGACUAUAGAUCAGGAAUAAAGGGCAAAAUAAAGCCUGUUCGCAUUGUUGAUGUUCUUGGACAUUCUCGUCUUCGACCCAAACUAGAUAAGUUCUUGCCUCAAGCAACUAGCAUAGUUUUUGCGGUACACGCUUUGGAAUUCCGGCCAAACUAUCAAGCAGUGUCAGAGUACCUUUAUGAUAUUUUGACCAGGGCUAGUGUUGUCAGAAAGAAAAUUCCAGUACUUAUCCUCUGCAACAAAGUAGAUAAAGUGACUGCACAUACCAAGGAGUUCAUACGAAAACAACUCGAAAAAGAAAUGUAUGAACUCAAGGUUAAUGUAGCCAUAUGA